UCCAUCCCAGUCCCAUCCCAGUCCCAUCCCAAUCCAUAGCAAUCGCAUCCCAGUCCAUCCCAGUUCAUCCCAAUCCAUCCCAGUCCAUCCCAUUCCCAUCUCAGUCCAUCCCAGUCCCAUCCCAGUUCAUCCCAAUCCAUCCCAGUCCAUCCCAGUCCCAUCCCAGUCCAUCCCAGUCCAUCCCAUUCCCAUCCCAGUCCAUCCCAUUCCCAUCCCAGUCCAUCCCAGUCCCAUCCCAGUCCAUCCCAUUCCCAUCCCAGUCCAUCCCAGUCCAUCCCAGUCCAUCCCAGUCCAUCCCAGUCCAUCCCAUUCCCAUCCCAGUCCAUCCCAUUCCCAUCCCAGUCCCAUCCCAGUCCCAUCCCAGUCCAUCCCAUUCCCAUCCCAGUCCAUCCCAUUCCCAUCCCAUUCCCAUCCCAGUCCCAUCCCAUUCCCAUCCCAGUCCAUCCCAUUCCCAUCCCAAUCCCAUCCCAGUCCAUCCCAGUCCCAUCCCAGUCCAUCCCAGUCCAUCCCAGUCCAUCCCAUUCCCAUCCCAGUCCAUCCCAGUCCAUCCCAGUCCAUCCCAGUCCCAUCCCUCUCUCCGCAGGUCCCUGGUUCGCCGCCACAUCGAGGUGCUGGGGGAAGGCAGCUUCCGGGACACCCCGGCCCUACAGCUGCUGUUGAUCACUGCCGGGCACUUGGGGACCAUUGGGGACGGGGCCUUCUCUGGCCUGGUGCUGCUGGAGUACCUGUUCAUUGAGGACAACGAUGUGGGCUCCAUCGCCCCAACAGCGCUGAGGGGUCUCCGGGGACUGCUCUACCUGAGUUUGGCCAACAACCGCUUGGAGACGCUGCCCAAGGGCCUCUUCCAAGGCCUGGAGACGCUGACCCAGCUGGACCUCCGGGGGAACCCGUUCCAAUGCAACUGCCGCCUGCGCUGGGUCGUGUCCUGGUUGGGCAGCGUCACGAUCCCCACGGAGCCGGGGCGGUGCCAUGGCCCCCCCCAGCACCAGGGAACCCCAUUGGAGCAGCUCCAGCCCCGCGACUUCCAGUGCCUCAGCUCAGAGCUUCGCCCCUUCCAGUCCCUGCCCUUCUCCUCGCUGGCGGCCGAGCCCUUCGCUAUGGGGGGACACCCAGGGUUGGCCUUGGCCCAGCCCUUCAAUGGGGCUUGUGCCCUACUGGAAUGGGACCAGUUGGCCGGGCGCUUCCGGGCCCCCACCAUCAUCAAUGGCACUGCCCCCGUCGCCUGCCACCCUCUGCCCCUCGGUGGGUCCCUGGUGUUGGUCAUGGCCCAGCUCAGCGGCGGCUCCUCCGUGUGGCGCCGCUCCGGGGGUCCCGGCUCCCGCUUCGUGCGGCUCCAGGCGCUGGGGGGCGGCCGCUUGCGCCGGCCCCACGCCGUGGCCAGCGCCCGCCUCGGCGGCCACUGGUACCUGGGGGUGGCCGAUAGCUCCAAGGGGGGCACCAGCACCCUCUUCCGAUGGGGGGGCCGAGGCUUCUACCCCCACCAGGCCCUUCGGCCCUGGCACCGCGACACCCACAUGGAGUUCCUGGAGCUGGGGGGCAGCCCGGCGCUGGUGCUCUGCAGCGGCACCCGCAGGCCCCUGGUCUAUCGGUGGAGCGGGGGGGCCUUCGCGCCCCACACCGACAUCCCCCACGUGCCCGACGUCUACGCCGCCAAGCACUUCCGGCUGCGGGGCCACGUCUUCCUCUGCUUGACCAGGUUCCUUGGGGACGCCAAGGUGAUGCGCUGGGAGGGCUCCAUGUUCCGGGAGGUCCAGCAGGUCCCGGCCCGCGGCUCCAUGGUCUUCCAGCCCUUGGCAGUGGGUGGCCAGCGCUACGUCCUGCUGGGCAACGACUACGCCCCGAGCCGCGUCUACCGCCUGGGGCCCGGUGGCCACCUCGAGCCCAUCCAGGAGCUCCUGGCCCCAUCUCCUCGCUCCUUCGCCCCCAUCUCCGUGGGGCACCGGCACUUCCUGGUGGUCUCCAGCUUCAAAGGGGCCACCCAGAUCUACCGGCACGUCACCAUCGACCUGGGGGCCUGAGGGCCACCGAGGACACCCCAUGGUGGCGAUGGGGGAUGAUGGACAUCAAGGUAACAGCUACGUUGGCCCCGUGUCACCAUUGGCCACCAUCAACCCAAUGGCACCAUCGGCCCCAUGGCACCAUUGGCCACCAUUGACCACCCAUGGCAUCUCCUGGUGACACCAUCAACCCAAUGUCCCCAAGGCCACCAUUGACCCAAUGGCACCAUUGACCCCAUGUCCCCAUUGGCCACCAUCAACCCAAUGUCCCCAAGGCCACCAUCGACCCAAUGGCACCACUGACCCCAUCUCACCUCCUCCUUCCCCCCCAUCCCUUUGUCCCCUCUUGUCCCCCGAAACCCCCACCCCCCAAUAACCACAGUGUCCCCAAAUGUUCCCUUUUAAACCAUCAUUUUUUA
Messenger RNA from Pezoporus occidentalis (night parrot), 2416 nucleotides. RefSeq names its product leucine-rich repeat LGI family member 4-like. The annotation marks the transcript as partial. Gene Ontology annotation, molecular function: protein binding. Gene Ontology annotation, biological process: neuron maturation; myelination in peripheral nervous system. The record is from RefSeq and is a predicted model, not a curated record. The transcript has 8 exons. Lineage: Eukaryota; Metazoa; Chordata; Aves; Psittaciformes; Psittacidae.